Messenger RNA from Planococcus citri (citrus mealybug), 1027 nucleotides. RefSeq lists its product as uncharacterized. The record is from RefSeq and is a predicted model, not a curated record. The transcript is spliced from 2 exons. Gene Ontology annotation, molecular function: protein binding. The coding region runs from base 112 to 795 and encodes 227 amino acids. Lineage: Eukaryota; Metazoa; Arthropoda; Insecta; Hemiptera; Pseudococcidae.
AAACUCCAGAUUUUGAUACAUCAUUUUUCUUAGUUCAUACUAAAAAAUGACUUCAUUGCGAUAGAUGGUUUCUUUUUUUUGUUCAGUUAGUUAAAACAAAAGACAAAAAACAUGAAUUCUAUUUACAUUAUUUGGAUAAUAUUUGUGGCUUCCUACUGCAGCGGUCAAGAUAAUCCCUCGAAUCUUAGUUCAAAUAUUAAGCCUGAAGGUGCGAUUCAUUUCGAUACGUUUUUCUACGUUCCGUCUAGAGAAGCAAACUACAUUUGGACUAUUCAUAAUUUCACUGCUACUGAGGCACAAAAUACUUCCGGUUAUGAAAUUAGAUCACCCAAUUUCCGCGCACCUACAAUUGAACAAUGGGAUUUGCAGUUGAUGAUUAUGCCAAACCUGAAGGUUUGUGAAGGAAAUAAAACGAUUCGUCUGCGUGGACAUAUAGAAGGCUACGGUAGACGCAGUCCAGGAUUCGCAGAUUUGAAUAUUUCAUUUAUAAAUAAUAAAGAAGAAAAGUUACUAACAGUAAAAGGACGCAUCGAGAUCCGUUCCGGGUACUACCAGUACCUGAGGGAUGUUCGCAUGAAAGAUGAUUUCUUCAGAAAUCAAGUACUACAAAACGACACAUUAACGCUGUUAAUCAACAUUAGAUGGACAGAUCCACUUUCACACAAGGCAAUUCAACGACAUAAUGUUUCUUUACCGGCUUCAACGAGUACAUCCAAGACUACCACGAGGUCAAAGUCGGUGUUGGCAGCGUUCCUUGCGUUCUUCGGGAAAGAAUGGAUCGCCCAAAAAACAUAAGAUAAUAUGAGAAAAAAAAUCAUCUUGCUUCAUUCAAUCAUCCUACGCAGUUUGGGAACUAAUAAAUAAGGAUAGCGAUAUCUUAUUACAUAGGUAGCUUUCAUUUUUACCCCUUGCUUGUAUCUCUUUGCUUUCAAAUGCUAUGUUUAAAUAUACAGACUUUAACUGAUCGAAAGUUAAAAAGUUUGAAAAUUAAUUUGUGAAUUUCUUCAAGAAUUGUUUCAAAAAAGAG